AUGCACGACCUAUUUUCAAUGCCAGUUUUCUUCAUCAGCUUCCGUGAAGCUUUGGAAGCAGGCAUCAUCGUCUCGGUUCUCCUGGCAAUGCUGGAUAAAUCAGAUAGCCUCGGCAGCGAUUCGAGAUUGCGAAAUGCGCUGACCCGUCAGGUCUGGCUGGGUACCAUAUCAGGUGCCGCGCUUUGCUUUGGAGCAGGAGCCGUCAUCGUCAUCGGAUUCCGCGGUCUUGUCGAAGAGACUAUGGGCAGUGCCGAGGACAUUUGGGAGGGUGUCUUCUCUCUCUUGGCCUCUCUCAUCAUCACCGUCAUGGGUGCCGUCUUUCUCCGCGUCGGCAAGUUUGAAAAGGCAUGGCGUUCGAAGUUAUCCAGGGCCGUGGAGGCUGAGAGGACCACGGACACAUCCGGUUCUCUCUUUGGGCAAAUUUCUAACGCGGGAAACAAAUACGCCCUGUUUAUCCUACCUUUCAUCACCAUUCUCAGGGAGGGCUUCGAGGCCGUCAUCUUCAUCGCAGGCGUCAUCGCCACCUCCCCAGCCUCAUCUAUUCCGCUGUCAGUAAUAGCUGGCACGGUCGUUGGCAUCUUCAUUAGCUUCUUCAUCUACAAGGGGAGGAGUGUUACUUCUGUGCAGAAUUUCUUACUACUGCCGACGUGCUUACUUUAUCUGAUUGCUGCCGGCCUCUUCUCAAAGGGAGUGUGGCACCUGGAAGCGCAUCAAUGGAACAAGAUAGUGGGUGGUGAUGCAGCAGAACUUGGGUCAGGACCUGGGUCGUACGACAUCCGCAACAGCGUGUGGCAUGUGAAUUGCUGCAACCCCGACCUUGAAGGCGGCGGAUUUUGGGGAAUUUUCAAUGCGGUCCUAGGUUGGCAGAACUCGGCGACAGUAGGUUCCGUCGUAUCUUACAACGUCUACUGGGUAGUCGUUGCCUCAGCCUUUUACUUGAAGAUUCGUAGCGACCGCAGAAAGUCCAGGUUCACUGCGGCUCCAGGAAGCGUUCGUGAGCCUCUCCUGGUAAACAACGAGAGCAGUUGA
Molecule: messenger RNA, 1029 nt
Organism: Geosmithia morbida
Lineage: Eukaryota; Fungi; Ascomycota; Sordariomycetes; Hypocreales; Bionectriaceae
Product: high-affinity iron transporter
Exons: 5
Coding region: 1-1029 (342 amino acids)
Biological process (GO): iron ion transmembrane transport
Cellular component (GO): high-affinity iron permease complex; plasma membrane
Molecular function (GO): ferrous iron transmembrane transporter activity
Source: RefSeq, a predicted model, not a curated record